This is a messenger RNA of Dioscorea cayenensis subsp. rotundata (Guinea yam), 1143 nucleotides long. RefSeq names its product NAC transcription factor 29-like. The record is from RefSeq and is a predicted model, not a curated record. NCBI's taxonomy places the organism in Eukaryota, Viridiplantae, Streptophyta, Magnoliopsida, Dioscoreales, Dioscoreaceae. Gene Ontology annotation, biological process: regulation of DNA-templated transcription. Gene Ontology annotation, molecular function: DNA binding. The transcript has 3 exons. The coding region runs from base 31 to 1017 and encodes 328 amino acids.
UUUUAUAGCUCACUUCCUUUGCUUUGAGAGAUGACCAACCCCACAGCCACCCUCCCACCGGGGUUCCGUUUCCACCCCACCGACGAGGAGCUCAUACUUCACUACCUUCGCCGCCGUGCCAGCGCCGCCGACUCCUCUCCGGUGCCCAUCAUCGCCGACGUUGAUAUCUAUAAGUUCAACCCAUGGGAUCUCCCUUCAAAAGCAAAGUUUGGAGAGAGAGAAUGGUACUUCUUUACACCAAGAGAUAGGAAAUAUCCAAAUGGUGUAAGACCAAACAGAGCUGCAGCAUCUGGUUACUGGAAAGCCACUGGAACUGAUAAACCAAUCCAUUCAACAUCUUCAUCAUCAGCAUCAUCUUCAUCAUCAUCAACUUCUCUCACACCAACUACUGUAACUCAUCCUCAUUCAUGCAUUGGUGUUAAAAAAGCUCUUGUCUUCUACAAAGGCAAACCUCCUAAAGGUUCAAAAACCAACUGGAUCAUGCAUGAGUAUAGACUCAUCUCUCAACCUCAAAUUCCCAUUCAUUCCUUCAAACCCUUCCCUCUUAGAGACUCCUCCAUGAGGCUUGAUGAUUGGGUGCUGUGCCGAAUAUACAAGAAGAACUACCAUGUGUCAAAUGAAAGAGAUCAUGAACAAGAAGAAGAAGAAGGAGAAGAAGAAGAUAAACACUCAUUGAUAAUCACUAAACAUGAUCAUGAUCAUCAUCUUCACAAGUCUUCAUCUUUGUCUGAACUUCUCAACCAACUGUUUGAUAAUCCUUCUGAGAUUCUUGGAACUUUAGAACAAAAUGAUCAUGAUCAUCAUCAAGUACUCUUGAAUGUUAACAAUAUUACUGCUACUGAGAACUGUCACAAACGCUUGUUAGAAGAUGGUGGUGAUCAUCAUCAACCAAGUUUCAAGAAGAUCAACACUAGCACUACUACUACAACUACUACUUCUUCAUGCUUGAUGAUGAACCAGCCCUUUCUUUUCAAUCAACAGAUACUCUUGAACUCUCACUUGGGAUUGCAUCAUUAAUUAAUGUGCAUAUAUAUAUUUAAUUAGUUUGGUACUUUGAACUUGAUCAUGAAGUUGUUGUGUUUGACUUGUAAGUUUGAUUUUAUGUUUAAUCAAAUUAAAGAACCUUGAGGUCUUUUUCUUUGA